This is a messenger RNA of Sinocyclocheilus grahami, 1762 nucleotides long. RefSeq lists its product as uncharacterized. The transcript has 3 exons. The record is from RefSeq and is a predicted model, not a curated record. Lineage: Eukaryota; Metazoa; Chordata; Actinopteri; Cypriniformes; Cyprinidae. Bases 596 to 1762 code for a protein of 388 amino acids.
CCAUCUCCCCACCCUCUGAAUAUUACGUAUCAUAAUGUAACUACGUGUAAGCAUUUUUUUUGGCGGUUUUUGCUUGGAAAACCAGCUGUAUUUUUCUAGCAUUCAAAUAACAAUGGAUAAACCUGAAAAGAUAGGAGGAUUGGAGAUGAAUUUCAUUAACAAAUAAGGUAGGAAAUGUGCAAACUUUUAAAUCGACAACUGCCACAGUGUGUUUUGUUAUCUGUGAUCCCUCUUUGAGUGUUUUAAAAGCUGAUUGGGGUGGGGGGGGUCUUAUGUCAGCAUAUCCGGUUAAAAAGUCACCGCGUGUCAUUGUGUGUUUUUUUUUUUAAUGUGUUUGUCAGUUGAAUGUUUUAGCGUAAAUAUCUCUACUACAAAAACAUCCUUCUUUUUGCUAGCUUUAAUGGUGCAGCAUGUAAAAUGUGUCUUUAACAAUAAUAAUUAUUGUGUGCUUGCUUUGAUUUGAGGUUCUCUCUUCACAUGCAUGUGACUCGGACACAUAUGAUUUCCUUGUUGCCAAAGGAAAUUUCCAGGUUCUUGUGGUGUGAUUUGAAGUCAUUUUCCUGAAGUGUUGUUCCAACGAUUUGCACAAUUAAAUAUGAGUGUGAAGCUCAGAGUCAUUGUGGACGACAAUGAUUUCAGAAGACUGGACCUCUCAGCUGGGAUACCAGACAGUGUUGUGAAUUUACAUGAUACUGUUCGUCAAGCAUUUGGUAUUGAAAGACACUUCCGGCUUCAGUACAUGGAUGCGGACUUCAAUGAAUUCAUGAAUCUGUCAUCAAUUCAUGACAUUAAAGACAAGACUACUAUCAAGUUGAUCUACUUGGCACAUGACACUCAUCCAAGCCCUGACCAUCCAGCUGAGCAAUCUUCAAGUGCUUCUGAAUCGUUUAGCGCUUCAAGUGAAUGCUCAAUCCUUUCCUCUUCUUUGUUGCCAUCUGGAGGAGAUUCAGAUGACACUGUGACUAUCCCAACAUCUGAUGCAGAAAUUCAAUCACUACGAGUACAGAUAUGGCCACAAAAAUUUCCGAUUCCUCGUUUUCCGUAUGAUGUGGAAGUGCAGCUUCAACGUGGCAAUGAAAUUUUUGUUGAAACUGGAACCUCUCUGAAGAUCAGUCCAGGGCUCAAGUCCGGAAUCUUGGAAAAGUUGGCUGAGGAUAUUUUCCAGUAUACUGCAUACCCACGUGAUUCCCAGAUAGAUGACGUUGCAAAGUCACUUGUUGAAAAGUUUCCAUGUUUAAAAGAAAAAGGAUCUGUUAAGGGGUAUAGCGGGUGGAUAUUUAGCCUCAAGCACAAAAUGGCAAAUUAUAGGACAAAGAUGCGCAACAUUGGUUGUCCCGAAGUCACUCUGAAUUCACUGAAGAACAAGUCCAGAGAUGAAUACUGUCCAGCCAAAAAUGUGAAGAAACCAAAGAGAGCAGAGGUUAACUUUUGCCCUGCUAAUCCAACUGGAGAAACCGAUGAAAGCCUUGAAAAACUUAGAUGUGAGCUACUGGUUGAUUUUGGACAAAGGAAGAGAACAUCAGCGGUAAAGGAAAAGAUGUCCAAAACAUUUGCCUACAGGAGGAGGAAUGUCGUACAGAACAGUCCAACGAUUCAGGACUUAAAACUCCAGUGGCCUGCACUCUUUCAGACUGAAGAGAAAUUCAAUCACUACGAGUACAGAUAUGGCCACAAAAAUUUCCGAUUCCUCGUUUUCCGUAUGAUGUGGAAGUGCAGCUUCAACGUGGCAAUGAAAUUUUUGUUGAAACUGGAACCUCUCUGA